Molecule: messenger RNA, 2388 nt
Organism: Nerophis lumbriciformis (worm pipefish)
Lineage: Eukaryota; Metazoa; Chordata; Actinopteri; Syngnathiformes; Syngnathidae
Source: RefSeq, a predicted model, not a curated record
AUGAUUACAAAAGGCAGUAAGGUUACAGGAGCGCUGAUUCGCGGCAUCCUGCCGGAAAAAGAGCGCGAUGUGUCGCAGGUCCUCGAUCAUAUUGUCGAAGGCAAUCCGGAUGCGCUGAAGGAGGGGGACUUCGGAAUUAUUCUUGGCGACACGGCUGGCGCGUAUACUCGGCGUUGGCCUCGGGGGCAAGACAUGCACGAAUACGACAGCGGUAUCGCGCUGAUCCACAUGGGCGACGCAGCACGACUGCUGGGGCUGAAGGAUCAGGUUGAGCAGCAUGACCAGCAACUGCAUGUGGUGUUGGCCGGAAUGCAGCGAUUCCGCAUAGAUUCCUGGAUAAAAGCGUACACCACGGCAAUCGUCAAUAUCAUCAGGGAACUGUUACCGCUGAAUCCGAUGUAUGGUGAGGAACUCAAAAACUUCCUUAACUAUUUUAGUCGGCGAAUCCUGCGCGACUUCGCCGAUUUUGGCGCCAGUCUGACGACCUCGAGGCGCAGACGAAUUACAGGGAUUCUAGAAACAACGGAUCUGUUGCAAAGAAUGGAAAAAACGUUGGUUCUGUUGCAAAAAGAGGUCGAAAUAGCCCGGGCCCAGACUGAUAUCCGGGAGCAUGUUGAAACCGAAGUUACGCAACAUCAGCGUGAGGCGUUCUUGCGUGAGCAGCUGAAGUUUAUCCAGCAGGAGCUGGGUAUUUCAAAGGAUGAUCGUACCAGCGAAAUUGAGACCUACGAAGAGCGACUGGAAAGCUGCAAUGUGCCCGAGCAGGCACGCAAGCGAAUUGAUGAAGAACUCGACAAAAUGUCUGUUCUCGAACGCGGAUCACCCGAGUAUACGGUAACGCGCAAUUAUCUGGACUGGUUAACAACCGUACCCUGGGGGCAAGGAGAGUAGGACUCUCUUGUUUUGAAGAAAGCAGAGAAUAUUCUGCACCGCGAUCACGAAGGUCUGCAGGAGGUUAAGGAUCGUAUCCUUGAAUUUAUCGGCGUCGGAAAAAUGCGUGGUGAUAUUGCUGGUUCAAUCAUAUUGCUUGUCGGACCUCCGGGGGUCGGCAAGACAUCGCUUGGGCGUUCCGUUGCCAGCGCGUUAAAUCGCAAGUUCUAUCUACGUUUUUUCGCUGGGCGGAAUGCAGACGAAUCGGAGGAUAAAGGCAACCGACGAACCUAUAUCGGCGCGAUGCCUGGAAAAUUUAUCCAGGCACUGCGUGAGACAGAGACUGCCAACCCAGUGAUUAUGCUUGACGAAAUUGACAAGAUUGGCUCUUCUUUCCGUGGUGAUCCCGCGUCUGCACUUCUUGAGGUGCUGGACCCGGAGCAAAACAAGGACUUCCUCGACCACUAUCUGGAUGUCCGUGUUGAUCUUUCUAAAGUGCUAUUUAUUUGUACAGCAAACCAGCUGGACACCAUACCCGGACCGUUGCUUGAACGCAUGGAAACGAUGCGCCUAUCCGGUUAUUUGGCGGAAGAAAAGGUCGCGAUUGCGCGCAAGACAUUUGUUGCCAAAACAGCUGAAACGCGCGCCGGUUUGAAAGUGCGUGGCCAGCUGCGAAUUGAUACUGCUGCAAUCAGAAAGAUUGUUGAUCAAUAUGCCCGGGAAGCGGUUGUGCGCCGACUGGAAAAGUUGCUCGGCACUAUCGCUCGUAAGGCGGUGAUGAAACUACUUCGCAGUCGCAACAAAUCGUUAGUGCAUGUAAAAACCGGGGAUGUUGAGGCAUUUCUAGGUAAGCCUGUUUUCGAGAUGCCGAAGAGAAUAUCCGGUGUUGGUGUGGUAACCGGACUUGCGUGGACGUCCAUGGGCGGUGCUACGCUUGAUAUUGAAGCAACCAAAACCCACAACUUCAAUCGUGGUUUCAAGCUCACCGGACAAUUGGGUAAUGUCAUGAAAGAGUCCGCAGAGAUCGCCUAUAGCUAUGUGGUCGGCAAUGCCGAAGUAUUGAAACUGGAUCCGGAGUACUUCAAGGAGGCCAUGAUCCAUCUGCACGUGCCGGCCGGCGCAACCCCGAAAGAGGUCCCAGUGGCCGGUGUCACGAUGACAACCGCGCUGAUUUCGCUCGCCAGCGGAAAAAAGAUUAAGUCGUCAUUUGCUAUGACAGGAGAACUGUCUUUAACCGGUCAGGUGUUGCUUGGGGGUGUCAAGGAAAAGGUCAUCGCUGCCAAACGUUUGAAAAUCCGCAACCUGGUGCUGCCAAAAGCGAAUAAGGGCGACUUCGACGAACUGCCUGAGUACAUUCGAAAAGGGACUGAAAGUGUCAUUUGCCGGCACCUACACGGACGUACUGAAAAAGGUGUUUUAGGCUUUCCCCGCACGAAAGGCGAUAUUUCGAUUGAAAUUGUCCCGAGGCUUCCACAGAGGUUUUCGGAUCAAGUCACGAUGGUGGUAUUCGCGGGGUGA